Coturnix japonica (Japanese quail) is the source of this 10960-nucleotide messenger RNA. It is a transcript of the gene SHANK2, whose product is annotated as SH3 and multiple ankyrin repeat domains 2. Lineage: Eukaryota; Metazoa; Chordata; Aves; Galliformes; Phasianidae. The record is from RefSeq and is a predicted model, not a curated record. Gene Ontology annotation, molecular function: synaptic receptor adaptor activity; ionotropic glutamate receptor binding. Gene Ontology annotation, cellular component: postsynaptic membrane; dendritic spine; postsynaptic density.
GGAAGCAUUUUGUCUCUUGUUUAACCUGUUUCUCACCUUUCCAUAGUGGAGGAUAAUAACAUAAUGUAAAUGUUGGCAUAUGGUCCAGUUUAUUUUAUGGUGUCAAACGUACAUUAGUUAUUGUAUAUGUUUUUUAGUUAUUUAGUUAACAAAUUGCAAACACACUAAGAACUCAAGCAGAAGACUACAUUUGAAAAUAUUCCCCACAUUCCUUCCUUUUGUCUCCUUUCCUUCAUCUUGCCUUUCUUUCCUUCUUUCUAUCCAACUCUUUUCCAAACCCUUCCAUUUCAUCUCCUCACAGUUACUGUGCUAACUGGCAGCCACUGAGAGUAUAUGGCCAGUAAUACAUCCUCAGUGUAGUCCUAUGUUAGAGAUUUCACUUGUCUUUUUGAUGGCCAAAAGUUACUCACGUAACCACACUGUCUCUAUCUCAGGAAGUAGGGAUCUUGCACAUGACACUUGAACUUUUGACCUGGAGAAAUGCUGCUCUGCAUAAUUUUAAGUUUUUAUAUAACAUCUUCCACACUGUCCCGUAUGCAUGGAGUGCCGUCCCUGAACUGAUUCAUAAGACUAUCUUCUCCCUGAAAUCUCUCCUUAAGACCCCUAUGAUCCCUAAUAAACAAUCAUCUUAGUAAUGAUGGCUAGGCAGAGGGACAGGUAGAUGACAUAGUGAUGCUAUUUUAAUAGUUUUUAUAAAUGUAACUGCAUAUAUAUAUAUAUGCAACUUUGUUUGUGUUUAGUUGUAUUUUUCCAUACUCCUGUAUGUCAUUUUGCUUUCUUAGAUUGUAAGCUCCUGUGAGCAGGGACUGUGCCAUUCACAUGUUUUCAUGAUGUCUAGCCCAAGGAAGAGCCUUAAACCUCCCUGGGCCCCUAGCUGGUAGCUGGUAAAAAAGUCUGUGUGCUGCUCUUUGACAAAGCUCAGUGUCCCUGAAGGGAAGGCUAGGCUGUAGGCGGUGUCUUGUCUCAGCAGUGAAGCUUUUGCUUUAUAAUAUUAAACAAAAUCAAGUUAUUUAUUUUCCUCUCCAUAUUUUUUUCUUCCUUCCUGACCUCCUUUCAGGUCACUAACAGAGAUUCAACUAGCGGUAUUUUCCAUUCUCGAUUCAGAAUAUGUGCCAAAUAAGCCCAUUGCUACUGUUACAUUUUGGCAGCUUCUAAAAGUCUACGUUUAUAGCUAUCUGUCAAGCAAAAUGCAGUUUUCUGGGUCAUAGGUGAGAAGACAUUAAGAUGGAAGUAGUGGCUUUUGUGGUUCUGUUUGACCGGUUUUUUGGUUGUCUUAGGGUGAGGGUUCUGGUUCAGUGGGAGGUUGGGAGAAGGGAAGAACAUAGGCGGUGUUUUUAUGUUGAUUAUUGACUAUAUGCCAUUUGUGACUAAAGAGAAAGUUAAUAAAAUCUUAAGGUUGCACAAAAUUUGGAGCAAUAUGUCAUGGGUAAUACGAUCAUUUUACAGCAGUCUGAUAGCACAAAUUACUAACAAGUAAGGAAUGUUCAGUCUGUGCUGCUGACUUUCUGCUUACAGCAGAUGCCUAACUCUGAGAAAUAACACACGGUUUCGGAUUGUGGCCUUGGAGGGGAUGUGUCUUUAAUGGCAAAAUUAGUGUCUGUAUUUACAAGAUGUCAGAGAGGAAAAAGAGGUGACUCAUGAGUUUUCAGCAACAGAUGAACAGUUGUAGCAGCAAGCUUUUUUGAUGCAGUCCUUACAAUAUAAUUCUAGAUAAUAUUUGGUCAGGUCACUCAUGCUGAAGAAUAUCCAGAAUAUCCAUGCGAAUUAAAAUAUGAGAUUUGAAAAUACUCUAAAUACUAAUAGAAAUUUUAUUGAACUCCUUAUGCAUUUGUUUCAAUCAUAAUUCUUAUCAUCACUGCAAGAAAUAGAUUUCAAUAGAUUAUCAUAAUUAAGAUAAUAAAUUUGACUUCAUAAAAAUUUUAUACAGCUUGUGAAAAGCUUGCUUUUGAAGGAUUCUACCUUCAGUUUUUAUUUUGAUGUACUUGCUAACAACUUGUGGAUUGAGAAUUUUAAAAUGAUAUGAUUCUUAACAAGUACGUACUGGAAACAUCUAGAUGUAUGAUUCAAAAGUUUUGUACUCCAAAGCUUUUUACUGCCAAGAAAAGGGUUUGAUUUAGUGAGUAAUUUGGGAUUUUCAGUGAAAGCUUAAGUAGACAGUUUUUAAAUUAAAAGCUAAUAAAAAAAGUCCUUGGGAGACAUUUGAAGCAUUUAGGAGGAAGUAGAAAAUUAAGGCACUACAGGCUACAUUUUCUUACUGAAAUGCAAUGAUAAGAUAAAACAAAAAAGAACUCUUCUGUAUUAAAAAACCCUACUUUGACGGUGUCGUGAGAGUGUCAGUUGUGAGCUGUGGGGAUUUGUUAUUUAUUUUUUAAUAUAUUUGAUAUGUAAUCAAACUAAAAUAAUUCCUCUGUGUGCUGAUAAUGCUGAUCUUUGGGUUUGCUGUGGGCUAAAUGACCAAAUGCUAGGAUUUUCCUCCUUUAAGCAGUUUAGAUACUAGUGCUGCCUCUCAGAUAAAAUAAAUAAAUAACUGUGAUAUCAUCAACAUAGACUGUUGUUACCUGGCGUCAAGUCUUAGCUGCAUUUGAAUGGAAAAAUAUCAGUUGAUGGCAUUCAAAAGAAAUAUUAUUAGCUCUGUCUGCAAUAAGCAUUCACACUUCAUCUCAUUCUUGUUGUCCAUUGUUUCAAAGGUGGCACAUUGUAAUGGCAUCUGAAACAAUGAAAUUGCAGAGCAAAUAUAUAUGAAUGAAUGCCAAACAGUGGAUUAACUUAAUGUGUUAAGUUAUGUUUGAAGAAAGCCCUCACAAAAGACAUCUGAGUUCAAAAGUCAUUUUUUAAUUUCAAUAUGAUGGAGUUGAUGAUGGAGAUUUGUCUGCAGGAAACAAUGGAAAAAUCAUCAAAACAACUCUUACAGCCCUCACAACAUCAACGUCUUUGAUAGUUUCCAGUAUCUUCAGCACUUCUAUGUAGGAAGAAUGUUUUCUGAUCUUCACCAGACACUGUAUUUUAGAAGAUGAGAUCAAAAGGCAUCAGACUUAAUGAAGAAUUCUUGAACAGUGUCAUUGUAAGUAACUGAUUUGCAUUACCUAUUUGAAAUUCUAAUGAGCUAGCAAUAAUAAGAUGAAGGUUGUCAUACGGUUGGCAUUUUCACAAGCAUGAAGCAAUGAUGCUGGAUGGAAUUUGUGGUUUGUGUGUGACAUAAUAUGGGCUCUAUGCUGAUGAAGGAAAGUUACAAGUUUUACAGCUUGUAGUGUAUCUCAUGUGGAGUCCACCAAAGCAGAAAAGGAUACGGGAAUUGUGUCAUACCUACAGUAUACCUGCUUUUAAAGCACUCUGUAAGAGAAAAGUAUUGAAUGAGAGUGCAUUUUGAGGUGAAAAAUGCUAGGUUUUCUACUGGGGAAAGAAGUAAUUGAAACCUAGCAGGUGUGCUGUUUUUCCACAACUUUUGACACUGAAUCAUAAAUUAACGUGUAACUAUCAGUCCGGAAUGCUUCUUCAGAUAAGGGUUCAUACUGCUUGAAGUCGAAAGCUUUAAAUUUUGAAAAUGCUGGAAAUCCCUGAACAGGGAGGUCAGAUGAGUCACUGUGCUAGUGUUCUCAGUUACACUAGUAUUAUUUUUAAUUUAUCAGGUUGCUCUCUAGUGUAUAUAGUACCUUUCCUUAAUACUCUGUAUUCUUUGCUACAGGACUGUAAUUGAAAAGGUUUUCAAAACCUUUCUGCAUGAACCAACAAGAAAACGGUAUAAAGAAGUUGGAAAAGGAAUUGUAAGUGUUAAAGUAAAUAUAGGUUUUGUAGCACUUGAAGCCAGAUGAGUGAAAUAUGUUGGCAUAUGUGAGUGUCACUUGUUAUAUUCAGAUAUAAUCAACUGAAUAUUGAGCAACAUACCUCAUACUAAAAAUCAUGAGUGGAACAGUAAGAAUUGCAUAUAUCUCCCAUCGUGGUACAGUUAGGACAAUGGAAAACUUUUCAACACCUUUAAUGCGUUCUCUCUCUUUUUCAGGAGCCAUGGAGAUGAAGGACUUACCUCCCUCAUCUCAAAACUCCUUUUGCUGCAAUUUUUCUUCUAAUGUUCAUACACCCAUGUUAACUAAUUCCUAAUACAAUCAAAAAUAAAUGUUUUUAGAUAAUUCAUCAUAGUAUGCUUGUUUUUUCCCUUCGGUUUGUAAGUGUGAGAGUACGUGUAAGAACGGAGAGGCUGCGAGUGUCUUGGUUCCUCCACCUUUCUUUUUCGGUAUCUUUUGGUUGAUUAUGUUUCUUUUCUGACUAGUCCAAAUUUUCAAAUGCUGUCUCUUAAACAGAAUAUCAAAUUGCCACAUAAAUUCCACCUGGCUUGCAGUGUAGGAGUGGGUAUUGACUAUAUUCUCUGCUUUGUUUUUGUUCUUAAACAGAAACCAGUGUUAGACAAUGACCAUUCCUCUGUCAAGGUAGGCUGAAUUGUAAGGCUGAAGGACUGCAGGUCCAUUUUAAAUGUCCGUAUAGUAAUUUUAUCAACUGAACAUACUGUUGAAGAGCUGGUACUUGAAAAUUGUAUCUAGAAAGAAUCUGAGCAGUUACCUGCCUUCCUAAAAUUACUUUUGAUUGUGUGACUAUGAUAUGUAACUAUGACUUAUAUGUAGUAAUGUGAAAUUAUUUUCAGGCCUAGAAACACAAAUAAGACUUUCUUUCAGGAAAGUUUUGAUAGUUCCUGAAUACAUACAAAUAAUUUUUCUAAGUCAUAUAAUUAUGUUUGUAGAUUUUCAGUGAUUAAUUUUACUAACGGUUUUUAUGUUUUACUGAUUUUAUUUUACAUUAUUUUCACGUUUUUGAAUUUUCUGUACAUUGGAGAGUUUGUGCUAAUUCAGACAGCAUAAAUGUAUUUUUACUCACUUCUAGUAGAAUGGAGAUAUUUCAAAUGGCUUGUGUUUUUGAAUGUGUUGCAAAGCACUUCUGUUGUUUUCUCAUGCUAAAUUCUAAAGUAAUAUUCUCUUUCUGUUAUUUGCAAAGUGAAUAACGUGAUUUUGAAUCUGUCGCUUAAGCACAGCCCUAUUAAUGGUUUAUUUGGAUCAGGGCUGGAACAAGUUAAUUCCAGAUUGAUAUGUGCUCAAGGUGGCAGGUUCAUGAGUAUUAGUCUAAUGUCUGAGCUGAAAACUCAAAUCAUUUAAUUUCAAUGUAUAAUUUUUAAUAACCAUAACACUCAGGUGGCAUAGGCUCAGCUUGUUCUUUUUUUCCUCUAAAUUUGAUCAUAAACAAGUUUGGGUUUAAAUCUUGAACUUAAAUACUCUUCCACUGAAUCAAUUGUUUAGCCAUGGUUGGCCUUUUAAUUUUUGGUGAUAUGUUGAGGAACUGGUUAUACGUUAUCUACUUUUAGUCUAUGCUGUUGUUUUUUUCCUAUUCACAUUCAAAUAGCUUAAAAAAAAUUUAAAAAUUAGUUUUCAGUGGGCGUAGCUAAUGCAAUUUCCAAAUAUGUAAUCUGUUUUUCAGCAGAGACACUACAGAUUUAUUUGUCAAAUACAGUUGCUUCUAUGACAAGCAGCAUUAUCACGUGAGCUUCAAUAGUUCAAUUGAGCUUGCUUUUGAAAUUAGCAGAUUAUCUUGAUGCUCCAUCCCCAUUGGUAUUGGACAGCUGUUCCAGAAUUCUGUUCAUCUGCUUCUUUGAAAGAAUUAUCUAGAUUCCCAUGUGUACUGUUUGCCCAAAUUGCUUUUUACACAAUUCUCCCAAUACUGAGGCCUUCAGUCCUGAAGUAUUUAUUGAGUACGUAUCAUUAUUUAACAAACUAAGGAGGGCAAAGUCAUUUGCCUCUGUAGGGGAAGUUAGAAAAAUCCUAAAGGAAUGCAAUGGAUAUGAGAGCGCCUACAUUCUUUCUGUGCAUGCAUAUUUGUAAUGUAACACAUAUUAGCUUCUGGUCUUUAUGCUAAAAACAAAUUACUGGUAGUUAAACCUAAAAGAAAGAAAUAUUUUUAUAUUUUUGUUAAUGAUAAAAACAACACCACAGUGUCAUAUCUUUAUGCUGUUUAAAUGCAUCUCUGUGCAUUUUUAAUAUUCGCACGUAAGGCUACUCCUUUAGUUUUAGUAUCUUAUUUUCAUGGAUAAUUGACAAAGAUACACCAGUUGUACUGGUUAAUGAAAGAAAUUAAACUAAACUUGCACGCUCGCAUUUGGGGAAGGCAGUGGAAACAAAUCAUGUGCGUAUGCAGUACCUGAUGUUACAGCCUAAGUUUCUAGCCCGGUUGACACCAAGGAAGAAUGAAUGUCCUGUGUUUCCAUCACUUUUCAAAAGGAAAAAUUUAUGUGCCAGUUAUUUGACUGUGGUUGACUGCAGAUGCUAGAAAAGGUGGGUGAUACUGCAUCAUAUGGAUGCAACUGGCAUUGUAUUAAGUUUUGCAUAACAGAUUGUGCCUGGUACAGUUUCUGUCUGUAUCUAUCUUAGGUAUUUACAAGGCAUCUAUCACCUUGGUACCUAAGCAGUUUGAAAAAUGCACCCACCCCAGGAGGCAUGAUGCAGAUACAGGCAGAGGCCCAGGUCCAGAGCAGCAGAGGCAGGUCCCGAGAAGCUCCCCAGCUGUGGUACCGCUGUUGUUGAGCUCCUGGCCAACUUGUGGCCAAGGAACAUCUCCACCUACCUGUCAGCAGGAAGACGGUACCCCACCCCUCACGUCCAGCUCUACUGGUGGGGAAUCUGAAAAGGAAAUUUAAAUGGAAAAGGCAACGGUCCAGUAGCAGAGGUGAAACAGAAAUGGUGGGAAUUCAAAAGGAGGGAUUCUUAAAGAACAGCACAUCUCAGGGGAGGGAUCAACUGCCAGUCCAAGUGGCAGAUGUCACUGGGGAACAAGAUGGGGAGGUUCCUGGAUCCUCGGGGCAAGCUGGCCGUCUCCGAGGGAGCUCGCCGUCCACGCCGGCUGAAGAACAGGAAUCCUCGGUGCCUGCCUCUGACGAAGACUCACCAGCCAGGACCACAGAGAGCUGGCAGUGGCCGUUGUCCUCAUCUGAAACGCACAGCAACGUUGGGGAGGAUUUUGAGGGAUUUCAAACGCCAGCGCGGACUCCGGAGUGUACCAUGGACUUGCAGUCUCCAGGGGAUCAGUCACUCAGUAGGACUCCUCAGUUUGAAAGUGACUCUCCUGAGGAGGAGGGCAAUGAUGAGAUGAAUGAAGAGCAACGCGGUGUUGAGCCUGUCCCUAGGGAUCGGGGUUGGAGAGGGCAGCCCCAGCUAACAGAGGGAGAGAAGCUGUUGAUGGAAACCAACAGUAGGAUUGUGCAGCUGCUGGAAAAUAUCAAGAGAGAGCAUGCACAGUCCAUGGGUCUCAUGUCUCAGUCCAUGGGCCGCAUGGAGCUGCAGCUGGGCAUUGUGGCUACCUCCACAAGAGCCAUCCAUAACUACCUGUCAGAGAUUUUAGCUUUUCUCAAGCAGCCACGGACGCAGGUCCUUGAAACACGCAUCUCCCAAAGAGCCACCCCCCAUGUUGAGUUAACCUGUGCCUCGACAUGGACUGGUGAGGACGCAGUGGCAGCCUCCACUGUGUGCUUACCAGGGGCCGAAGGGACGAGCGACUCUCGAGAACCGCCGCAGGCCACACUGCCUUGUCGCAGUGGCCGGCUGCAGAGAGCCAUAACCGAGAGGGCCUCGUUGCCCAUGCCUACACGCCAGGCAAAAGGGGGAGGGAAGAAAAAAUAACCACACCGUAGGAUUUUUAGGGUUUUUUUUAAUGUGCCUGUCCUUUUAAUUCUUAGCCAUAAGGCCAUCAGUGGCAGAUUUCAACCAUUUCCUACAUUGGCUAACAUUGUAUUCUGGCUGACUAGAUUAGUCUAACAUUUUGUAGUUUAUAUUUGCACUGUUAACAAUGUGUGCUGCUGGUAUUUGAAGAGCAUUUGCCUCUGUUCUUUCACUUUAACUUCAUACAAGCAUUUUUUUACUCUGUGCCAGGCAUUCAUUGCUUUUCUUACAAAUACAAGUCAUUUCUUGAGGCAGCUGUUUUUUGAGUUUUCUUUAUCCAUUAUCCCAUCCCCUCUGAGCAAGCAUUCUGGAGCUGGUGGUAAGUAUACAGGUCUUGGCAAUACUCGCCUCCAAAACUGUGUUCGAUCAGUCUUUGCCUGGUGUUUCUGGCAUGCCAGCCUGAGGUGUUGGGGUUAGCCUGUACUGGAUCGUGAUCAUUCUUAUCCUCUGUGGGUCUGACAAGCUCACUUUCUAAGACCCUCGGUGGAGCUAAUCCACGUGUCUUGGCUAUGUUGUAUUAGAAGUAAUGUUGCCAGGAUCAUACCUCAUAUUUAUCUUUUGGGGCUUGUAUAGUAAUGUGCCACCAGAUCUAUCUAGGCACCUGACUCUCAUUUUCAAAGUUCCUUUUACGAUGGAUCUGGUGGUUGGAUGGGCAGCAUUAUAAUUUUUCCUCUGAGAGAGUCUGGGGAUUUGAAACGGGAGUCACUAAGCAAUGUGUUCUUGGGGAUAAGAGCCAUCUCCUGCACCAAAUCUACUAGGAGGAGACUGUCCCCUGUAAUUAUCACAGAUAAUAAUUAUUUAAGUAAAUGAAAAGAAAAAAGAAAAAAAAAAAAAAAAAUGACUUGCCUAGCAGCCAGACCUCUUGAGAAUGUAAAUGUCGUGACUUGCUGUUGGGUAUUCUGCUACUAUGUCUGUGAUUAAGAGCUUUUCAUCAGAGAUAACCUAUGUGCUGAUAAAAUACAACUACUUUCUGUGCCUUUAGGCCAUCUAAUUUCCUGAGGGCUCGCACCCUGAGUAGAACACGGGUGCAAUUGGUAACCCACAGGGCAGAUGGAAAUGCACUUUGCAAUAAAUUAUUUUAUAUCUGUUGGUGCUGCCUCUCUCGGGGGAAUUUAAUAUAGUGGCACUCAAAUUGCUAUAUGCAUGCAGAGGCAUCAGACUGGCUUAUCCAUGUGGUAUCCCUGACAGUUCUCUGGAAGGAUGCUGUUACCAGGAGUCCCUUAAGCGUGGUAACUAAUGAUCACAGGUGUAGCAUGGCUCCUGUGUUUGACUCUCCGCAUACCUUUGUAACGUUUUGUAAAGAUUCGGAAGAGUUUAUAUGGCAAAGCAGUGAUGAAUUCCUCCUUUGGCAAAUACUAGAAAAUAACUGUAGGCCUAAAAAUCCUCUUCUGUGAAUACAGCUGAGUGGUGCUCUCUGUCUGGUGAGCCAUAGCCUCUUCUUUCUCGUCUUUCUCUGAGACUGAAGUUAAUCAAAAUAAAGCAGAUACAAUAUUUCGUUAUUCUACCAGUCAGCCACAGAUUGCUCCCUUAUAAGUGUGCGUGUGUGUGUGCUUGUGGCUGUACUUUGCUAAAUGAAUGGUUUAAUGAUGAAAUGCAGCUGGCAUGGCCAACCUCCAGUGUAGGCUCUUUGCAGUAGAGAAUAUUUCUUCCCUUCCGCCUACGUCCAGCUGCGUUCCCUCUGGGACUACCGCUGGAGGCGUGCCUCUUCGGUCACACCGUUGACACACUUUACACCAGGUGCAAAUUUUCGCACUCCCUCCAUGGCUUUUUUAUAUCUCUUUUUGUUAAAGAUGUUUGUAAAUGUGUCCUCAGAGAAUUUCCAGUACAAACUGGUAAGAUUCCCCUCUUGUUGAUACAAGAAACACGUGCUGCCAAAUAUUUAAGAUCACAAGAAUAUUGGGAGAGAAAUCCAUUAGCGAGCUUUGAAAAAUUAUUCCAGUACGUGCGGCCUUUUGAACACGUGUUUCUGGUGCAUACAUGGUUUGCACACUGGUAAUGUGGAUAUGAGCAGCUGAGCUAAAGGCAAAGACAAGUGGAAGUUUGUCCCAAUAUACUCACAUAUUAUUUCUUUGGGAUGAGUUUGAACAAGCUGAAUACAAAUCAGCCAAUUAAUUUUCUUGGCCUAAUUAAAGCGUAUCUGAUAAUACAGUGAGAAUGUUUUUAUUUUACAUGCUACUUUCCCUUCAAAAGUGUGGUGCAGUAGUGUGGUCAGAUGCAAAGAUUUUGACGUACUCUGCAGGACUCACCAUGUAGCUGCUGCCAUUUAGAAUAAAUCACAUUCCACUGUAGUUUUAAAAGGACAAAUUCUGCUCAACUUUUGCAUUUGGAUCAAAGACAGUAGAGAAAAAGAAGAAGCUGCACGGAUGCAGCAGUGCUGCUGUUGGAAAAACUGCACGAGGAACACCUAAAGAGUUCCUUGCAAAGCAGCUUAAGCUGUCACCUGAUCUCUCCCAUUUCUCAGUGCUUUACCUAGAUGUGGAAAGACACAAAGCCACUCGAGUGGGAGCAGCUAUAGGGUGGGAAUGAUGGAAAAACUGUCCACAGGCAAGAAACCUGCAAUAAACUCACACAGAACAAAGUUAUUCCAGCUGGAAGUAGUAGAUGAUAUUAAUAAAUGGUACCAACUGAUAUUUUGGUCGGAUCUUAAAUUAAGAUCUGUCUUACAGUAUUGUCUAGCAAAAUCAGUGCAAUUGGAGAGUGUGUAUGUUUCAUCCCCAAACAAAUAUUUUCAUGCUUUUUAAAUGUCUGUCAUAGCCUCAUCACUCCUUCCCUGUAGCUUUUUGUUGUCUGAAUGGGUAUACGGUUACGUGUGUCUGUUAAAAUAAAGGGGAUCCAUGUUCGUACAUGAUAUAUUUCUGUUUACAGAUUUUGAGUACCUAAUGCCUCAUUUUCACAAACUUCCUUCUCUCUCUAUCCCAAAGACCCUUUAGGCCUUCUGGGAUGAUAUAAAGGGUGGGAAAGACUUAAUGUGAAAUCUCUCCACCCUUGAAGUGAUAGAUCCCCUGAAAACAGUUUUACAGUCUGGCAUUAUUUUUGUUGUAUAGGUCAAAUGUUAGUGGUGACAUUGUUGCUUUAUGAUGCCUUUUGCAGAGCAGAAGUGCAGAAAAUUUUCCUUCAGAAGUUCAGAGUUUGUAUUACAAAAUCUUAUGAAAUGUGACUUGAAGUUUAUUUUAUUUUUGAGUAAAUGUGAUGGUUUUAAGAUUUUUUUUCCUUUCUUCCUUUCACCAAAUGAUUUAAAAUAUACACAAAUAAAGCAGACCAAUGGAAAACAG